This is a messenger RNA of Hydra vulgaris (swiftwater hydra), 1371 nucleotides long. RefSeq lists its product as uncharacterized. The record is from RefSeq and is a predicted model, not a curated record. Lineage: Eukaryota; Metazoa; Cnidaria; Hydrozoa; Anthoathecata; Hydridae.
CCUUUUUUUUGACUAUUUUGCUCAUGAAAAUUAUGUUGAUGUUUACUUGUUCAAUUAUUGUUGAAGGAAUCUAUAUUCCGCUUUUUUGAUUUUUUAAAUAAGUUUCUACAUGCAUUUCUUUUGCACCUGCCAAAUUUCAUGAAAAAAUAUUAUGUAGCAAUUAGUUAAUUCAGUUAAACACUUUUGGUACCUAAUUUCUGUUUUCAAAAAUAGCCGAGGUGGGGCUGAGGGGGAGAGAGUUUUUUUUUUCUUUAAAAAUGUUUAUUGCAUAAUGUUUCACUUAGAUUGUUAGUAAUUAAAAAAAUGAAUAAUAUAAAUGAACUGGGUAAUCAAACAGAUAGUAAUUUCAUAUGUUUUUUCAUAAUAAUACUAUUGUUUAUUACUUUAACAAGUAUUUUUUUGUUAAACUUUUGAAAAUCAUUGACUAGAUAAAACCUAUUCAAUGCUUUUUUUUAAGUAACCCCUAAUUUUCGUUAUUUACACCUUUAUUUUAUUUGUUAUUUACACAGUACUUUUCUUUGCUCUUUACAAAAUUGUUUUAUUGGAUUUGUUGCCAAAAAUGUGUAUUUUUUUUUUAUAUAUUACACCUUUUUUAACAUUAGCUUCAUCGUCAUCUGAUGCAGUUGUUUUAUCAACAUCUGCCAGUGACAAAUUUUUUCAGAUCUGUAUAGAGUUAAUGUCGAAAUCAAAGUUAUUUUGGUUAAUUUUUUUACCUUUAGCUUUGUCACCAUCUGCUAUGGUUGAUGCAGGCUUACUAUUUCAUCAGUUUUUGAGAUUCCUCCAAUCAACUCAGCCUUCCACUGUUUUAGUUUUAGUUCCAUCUACAUCUGAAACAGUUGUUUCAUCAACAUCUACCACAUUUAGAAAGUUUAAAAGCUAUUUCUUUGUUCACUUUGUAUGUAAUAUGUGUAUCUGCAUCUACAUCUGCUUUGGUUGGUUGGAGUUCAACAACAAACUUGCUUUACCUAAUGGCAAGCCACAAAACUUGUUGUACUUGUUUGCAAGCCACAAAACUUGCUGUAUCUAUUUGCAGUCUUGCAACAUGGUAUUGGGCGGAAGGGGGGCGGUUUGCACCCCUUUUAUGAAGGCAAUUUAUACACCACUGUAACAUGGUAUUGGGCGGAAGGGGGCGGCUUACACCCCCUUCCAUGAAGUCAAUUUAUACACCACUAGUUACUAUUUUUACAAGUAUCGAAAUAUAUUUUUUAUUUUUUAUACUAAAAUUAAUUGUUUUAGUAAAGAUUGAAAUAUUUAAAAGAAUGAAAUUUUGAUAGGGUGUUAAACCUUAUUCAAAACCCAACACCCGACUUUGAGAUAGACUUGUAAUAUUCACUAGUGAUGUAGAAUAAAAUAAUAACAAUUUUUUGUAUA